AUGAUGGCUGAUAUUACUGACGACUAUGUUUCUGAUUCGCCUAUUUUUGAUCAUGUAUUGGAUUUAACAGUGCCCAAUUUUUUUGAGAAAAAUGAAAAAGAUAUUAUGACAGAUGUUCCACCUACAAAAAUAAAUAAAAUAUUACCUUCAUCAUCAAUAUUGUUAGAAUGUUUGUCUGACAUGGUGUUAUUUGAUGAAAAAACAAAAACAAGAGAAAGAGCGAUUGCUACCGUUUCCACAGCAACGACAACAAUGUUCAGAACGACCGAUGUGCAAGAAUCAACAAUGAAUUUAUAUUCAGCAGAUGAAUGUUCAAACUUGUUUGUUUUAACAGCAAGAUUGAAUGAUCUGAAAUUAAGUCGUCCAGAAUCGUUCAGACGUGAAAUGUUACAAAAACGUCCAUUUGAGCCGUUUAAACUUACAAUCGAAUUAUACAAAUUUGAUGAUACAUUAAUGACGUCGUGUGACUUUACACCAUUUAACUUAGCAUAUAUAAUCUUGUCUUCGGGAAUGAUUAGAAAAUCAAACGCAUCGGCUACGUAUCCUGUGAAGACGUUAUUUGAUUUUGCUGUCAUGUGUGAUCCUAGGAAUCCAACGUUGGAUUGUUUAUUGAGAAUUGAAGCAUUGGAUAUGUACUAUAAUUGGUUACAGAUUUCCAUAACAAAGAAUCAAAGAGACGAACCGUAUUUCUCUCAUACAACAAUCAUGCUUCGUCUUAUAAGUUUAAUUUACGGCCUUGAUGUAAUCGAAGUGGUACAUUGUAUGUACGAUACUGUUUUCUAUGAAAAUCUGCCAAGGCUUCAGUUAUGUCGCAAAGUUAUCCGUGUCAAAAUAAGUUUACAAAAAACAGCUCUUGAAAAUGAAAAAUCGGCUCGGGAUCUGUCACGUUUUAAACAAAUAAAUCAAGACGUCAAAUGGUUCAAAAUUAUGAUUAAAAUGAUUAAUGAUAAAACAUUAAAAAACAAUAUAGUCAAUGACAUAAACAAUUUAUUAAGAACAUUCAAUGCACAAACGUAUCAAAGAUUACAGGAUUAUGCAUUAUUUAGAAUUGUUCUUAAAAAAAUACGCGAAGAAAAAAAGAAAGCUAAAACAGCAGGAGAGGUUGAAAUGAAUCAAGUUCUACUAAAACAUUUACGUGAUAAAACAUUUCCAAUGGUAGAAACAACUACUAUAACAUCACAUAUAAAUUUGACACAUGACCAGUUUAUGAAAACAACAGUACUGCCGAUUAUUGAAAUGAAUCAGGUACUAACAAGCAAUUGUGAUAAGCAGAAAUUAUUGUUAAGCCCAUCGUUACAAGAGGCCACACAAGUAGACCUUCGAAAUUUAUUAUAUUAUUGGCAAAAAACUAUACCAGAUGGUGAAAAAUUAAAAAAAUCACAAAUAAAACGAUUUACAUCUCGUUUUUAUCGUGUUUAUAUAGCCAUAUUAAUUGCUCCACAUUUAAAUCAAUUCGAACGAUCAAUAUGCGGUCAAUUUUUUGGACAUGCUAUGAAGAUGCAUAUAAAUGAGUAUGAAAAAAUAUAUGGCUACGGGACAAGUGAACAUAUUAGUGAAAAAAUUCUUAAUGUUAUAUCAAACGAGCAUAGUCGAAAAACCACAUUUGAUAAAGCAAUUGAUGAAAUGUUUAAUACUGCUGAUGACAAUGAAGCAGACGUUGCCGAUGAUCAAGACAAUACAAGAGAAGAAAGACUGAGAACAUUAUCCACAUUCAUUAGAAAUAAUAUUGAUGUCAAACAACAACUUGAGAGAUAUUUAGGCAAUAAUAUUCGUGAAAAUACUACAAAUCAACAAAAUGCCAGGAACUCAGUAGUUAUUUUACCUGUGCGUUUGUUGGCCGAUUAUUACACGCUCGCAAAAAUUAAAGAAUUACAUGCCAAUGUUAUAAAAAAGGUGUUAUUGUCAUAUUUGAAUAGUACACGAGGUGAAAACAAACUAUUUCCAGUGCAUAAUAUUCCAUAUUCAAAAUUGAGUAUGGAUUAUUUUGCUUAUUGGAAUAUUAGUGACGCGACGCGCAAAAACCCGUCAUCCGAAUGUGUGAAACAUGAUUCGGUUGUUAAAAAAUCAAUUGCACACUCAAGAAAUUAUUAUGAAUUUGUAGUAGAUGAAUAUAAUAAUUAUCAUCAUGCACCGAAACCAUUGAUAUUAAAUGUUACAAUCAAUUGUGUGAUUCGUCAAAAAAAACUGGCAAUAUCUGACGAUCGAUGGGAAACGAUGACAAUAAUUCUUCUUGAUUAUUUUCAAAAAACAUGUGCAUCAGAAAAAUAUGUGUAUCGUCCAUUUUACAAUGUUGCAUAUGGUAAACAAGUUUUGCUGUAUUUAUAUCAAUCAAAAGGCGAAAAAUUAGUAACAAAUCUCGGACGAUCAAACUUUUUGACAUUACCAAAAAAAUCAGCUUGUAUAGAAUAUCUAUUAUUACAUGGCAUAAUAAUUACUGAUCGAUCGUUGAUAACAGCAAAACACUCAUUAUUGCAUAUUAGACAACAGUUACUAGAAAAAAUGGGUGAACACCAUAGAAAGCACAAUUUUGUUAGAAGCUAUCGAGCACAAGAUCGUAUGGUCAUACCAGAAUAUCAUCAUUUAAAAGAAAUUCAGAAAACACGGUAA
Messenger RNA from Didymodactylos carnosus, 2607 nucleotides. Lineage: Eukaryota; Metazoa; Rotifera; Eurotatoria; Philodinida; Philodinidae. The record is from the annotation of a GenBank genome assembly.